Messenger RNA from Xyrauchen texanus (razorback sucker), 2313 nucleotides. Its product is annotated as cysteine protease atg4da-like. NCBI's taxonomy places the organism in Eukaryota, Metazoa, Chordata, Actinopteri, Cypriniformes, Catostomidae. The record is from RefSeq and is a predicted model, not a curated record. Gene Ontology annotation, molecular function: protein-phosphatidylethanolamide deconjugating activity. The transcript has 11 exons. Bases 324 to 1808 code for a protein of 494 amino acids.
CCGGAAGCGGGCGUAUAUUGCUUUAUCGCUCGCUGUUUCAUGCACAAUUUAUCUCAGCUGACAGUCAGACCGCCGUGCGAUAUUAUUAAGAGGCUGAAACCCAAUGACUUCAACUUUUAUCGUUACUCGCGAGAUGUCGGUGUCUGAACAGGCCUGAGAUCAGUCUCACAUACACCUGUCCUUGCCAGACAUCAAGACAACCGCUUGGUCAGCUCGGACUAUUGAAAGGAAACAUGGGGAAACAUCCGAAGGAAAUACAGAAAUGAUGGGUUAAUCGUGAAGUCUGGAGUUGUUGCGUAGUGCUGUUGUGUACAGCCUGAAGCAUGAACACCGUGUCACCCAGUGCCGUUCAAUACAUAGUAGGUGGUGGAGCUCACGCGGACAAGCCCACACCACAGUCCAGACGCCACAUUGGCCACGGCUCAUUGCCUGAUGGCAUCAGAGAAGAUUCUGGAGAACCUGUUGAAGUGGAUCGUCUUAAAGCCAAGUUCAUGUCUGCCUGGAACAACGUCAAAUAUGGUUGGUCUGUUAAAUCUAAAGCUACCUUCAACAAGACGUCGACUUUGAACCUCAUGGGUCAGUCGUAUCUGUUCAAUAGCGAAGAUGAGGUGGAUCGUUUCCGGCAGGCGUUCGUGUCCUGCAUAUGGCUCACCUACAGGAGGGAGUUUCCUCAGCUGGACGGGUCCGGCUUGACCACAGACUGCGGCUGGGGCUGCAUGCUGCGCAGUGGACAAAUGCUGCUGGCACAGGGUUUAAUGCAGCACCACAUGCCUCCAGACUGGAGGUGGCCCGACUGCCACCAGCUGACAGAUGUGGAUUUUGAGGUGCUGAAGCCCCGCUCCCCAUCCCGCCCAGCUGGCAUGUCCCUGCCCUCCUUCACUUCAUCCUGGAUCAGCCCUGUUUCCCAGCAGGAUCCCUCCUCUGGCAUCAGUGAGGGUUCCAGACGGGCCCAUGGGCGAUGCCCUGCAACCAGCCAUGACCCUCAGGUGGAGGCUCUUCACCGGAAGGUGGUAUCCUGGUUUGGCGACCAGCCGUCAGCUCCGUUUGGCGUACACCAGCUGGUGGAGCUGGGAAGGGAGUCGGGGAAGAGAGCAGGGGACUGGUACGGCCCAUCGGUUGUGGCACAUAUGCUGAGAAAAGCAGUGGAUAUAACCACAGAGUUUCACAACCUUGCUGUAUAUGUGGCUCAGGACUGCACUGUAUAUAAAGGAGAUGUCAUGCGAUUGUGUGACUCGUCGGUGACACAAGGGUUGUCAGAGUCCAGUGGCACGGCAUGGAAAUCAAUCAUCAUUCUAGUGCCAGUGCGGCUGGGUGGAGAAUCAUUAAACCCCUCCUACACUGAGUGUGUUAAGAACAUUUUCAAGUUGAAAUGCUGUAUAGGAAUUAUUGGAGGGAAACCCAAGCAUUCCCUCUUUUUUAUUGGCUUUCAAGAUGAGCAGCUAUUGUAUUUAGACCCACACUACUGUCAGCCGGUGGUGGACGUCACCCAGGGCAACUUCUCUCUGGAGUCGUUCCAUUGUAACUCGCCCAGGAAGAUGAACUUCAAUCGCAUGGAUCCCAGCUGUACGAUUGGCUUCUAUGCACGCACCAAGAAUGAUUUUGAGUCUUUGUGCUCAGCGGUCAAUGCUGCUUUAUCAUCCUCGAAAGUGAAGUAUCCCAUCUUUACAUUUGUUGAGGGCAGGGGGCAGAACUAUGGGCCGGAGAGUCGGAGCGGGGGUGCCGUGGACGCUCCUGCAAACAUUUUCUCAUGCAACGGACUGAGCAGGACUACAAAGCGGGGAAGCACAGAUGAGUUUGUGCUCCUGUGAGGAGCAUAUAACCCCCACCACCACCCCUAAAUGCUGCUGCACUGAAAUGAAUGAAACCGCUGUUGCUGACGUAUGUUCACUGCAAAACAUGAUGGCUGCUUGUAUACAGUCCCUCGUGCAAAGGGUGAAUCUCUAGAAACCUGCAAGAACAUGUUCAGGUCAUAUUUCACCCCAAAUUCAAAGGAGAAAAAGAAGACAUUAGAUUUUGCAUGAAGUAAACAAAGUUUAUUUUUGGGACCUUUAAGAUUUUUUGCAUUGUGACAUUAUUUUCAUGUCAGUUAAGCACAUUUCUGCCCCAAAUUAUCAUUACUGUAGUGCAAAACUAUGCAAAAACUAUCCUAUGUUAUUGGAAUUGUGAAGUAUUUAUACAUUGUGGUUUUGCUGACAGUAAUGAGAGUUUGAGGGGAAUGUACUUAAAAUUUUAUUAAAAUAUUGUCACAUUGCCUAAAACGUAAUGGUCCUAAAAUAAGAUUAGUUUUCUUUUUACAUGCACAUAUACAUACAU